Porites lobata is the source of this 484-nucleotide messenger RNA. The record is from the annotation of a GenBank genome assembly. Lineage: Eukaryota; Metazoa; Cnidaria; Anthozoa; Scleractinia; Poritidae.
AUGUCAAGCAAUUCGGAAAUACGCAGCGUUGAACAAAGGGACUCAGAAGAAACAGAUCCAGAAGAGGAAAUAGAAAAUGAUGAUGUAGAUGUAGAGGUUGUUCUUAGUCUUGUUCAACCCUAUGCAGACGCUUCCGCCGAACCAGAUAUGGAAGAAGAGAACGAAGAUGCUGAUGCGGAUGGCCUUACACCAACUGUGUUAGAGGCCAGAUAUGAAAGAACGGUUCCAGUUACUUCCUGGUUUGUAUAGCUAUUUCAAAAUAAUUUGUAUGGCAUUUUUCUUUCCUGGCAAUUUAUAUCUGGGAGAAGCUCGUCUUUUAUGUUCACGUUCUUUCCCCUGCCUUCUCAGGUGCCAAUGUGAGCUAUGCAACGACAUGAAUUUAGUUGGGGCACUGGAGUUUCGUUGUUGUAGAAAGGUGUUCCAUUCAUCGGGGAAGCUUGUCUUCGAUGGAUCCAUCAAACGCAUCAGCUGUAUAACAGCAUGA